This is a messenger RNA of Ogataea haglerorum, 1101 nucleotides long. RefSeq lists its product as uncharacterized. Gene Ontology annotation, biological process: phosphatidylinositol 3-kinase/protein kinase B signal transduction; protein dephosphorylation; negative regulation of cell population proliferation. Gene Ontology annotation, cellular component: nucleus; cell projection; cytosol. The record is from RefSeq and is a predicted model, not a curated record. Gene Ontology annotation, molecular function: phosphatidylinositol-3,4,5-trisphosphate 3-phosphatase activity; protein tyrosine phosphatase activity; protein tyrosine/serine/threonine phosphatase activity. Bases 1 to 1101 code for a protein of 366 amino acids. Lineage: Eukaryota; Fungi; Ascomycota; Pichiomycetes; Pichiales; Pichiaceae. The transcript has a single exon.
AUGAUGCUUCCCGCUCCUGGGAAGUAUUCUAGAGUUAUUCAUGGUCGAAAAUUGGACUUAUCGUAUAUUCUGCCAAAUCUAGCAGCUUGCUCUGGUCCUACAGACAAUAAAGCUAAGGUGUGUGCUAAUAACAUAGUCGACUUAAUAGAGGCGUUAAAUCGGAACCAUGGGAAGAACAACUGGAUGAUAGUGAACCUAAGGGAAGAAAAGGUGGGAUAUGAUCCUUCAAUUGUCAAAGAUAUGGGUGGAGAGUUCUUAUACAGACCAUUCAAAGACCAUAGUCCUAUUCCUUUGUUCUCCUUGCUGGAGACGGUCGUUGAGAUUGAGGAAUAUCUCCAGCGAAGUCCCACCAAUGUGGUAGUCGUACAUUGCAAGCAUGGUAAGGGAAGGACAGGAAGCAUAAUCGUGGCAUAUCUGAUGUUCAAAUUUGGACUAUGCUUCCGAGAAGCUAAUGCCGUUUUCCAAGAACGUAGGAGAGCUUUUCGUACAGGUAUCACCAUCCAGUCCCAAAUUCGUUACAUGCAUUAUUUUGAGUUCUUCUUACUGGAUAAGAAGAGACAACAAUUCUAUCGGCAGUUGCUGAAGAGCGACUUUUGUGCAACAGAUGUCAAAAUCAGGAUAAUUAACCCUAGUCGCUCAUUACUCGACAACGCAAAUAACAUGCUGGUGACCAUCAGCGGAGAGAAGGCAUGUUUAAAAGAGGUUGAAAAUAUGCGAAUCACAUACUACUGUGCAGUAUCUUGUGAGCCAGAUAUGGUCGUCCGAUUCGACUUCAAUUUAAAUUCGAUUUUACAGGGAUUGGGUAGAGUCUGGAUUAACACAGUAAUGGAAUACAUCUACCAGUAUUUGGCCACCAAACAGUCUUUCAAUUAUUUUGAGCGACCAAGGUCCAAGGUAAAGAAAAAUCCAACUCAGGUCGCUCAUUGUCUUGUGGCAAUUCCUUGGUCUGAACUCGAUGGAUUUAAAGGAACUAAAAGCAAGGGUGUCAAGCUUCUGGAAAGCGUGGAGAUUGAAUUUACGGCUACGCUUAAGAAUACAGAAGAUAUGGUUUCCAUUCAACGCCAGCUUGCCUUGGCUGGUAUGUUAGGCAUGAAGAAAUAG